AUGCUGGCCAAAACUGGCGUGCAUCACUUCCACGGUGACAACAACGAACUCGGAACCGCCUGCGGUCGCUACUACCGCCGGGCCCUCAAACUCGGGGCUGAAGCCACAGGGCUCGGCCUGGAGAGUCUGGGGCACCAGAUUCGUGACUGGUGCAGCGUAAGGUGCCGAGGUGCAGGUGCUUGUUCAUGCGCCUUGCGCGCUGACCGCAUCGGGACUGUUAAAUGA
Molecule: messenger RNA, 225 nt
Organism: Symbiodinium natans
Lineage: Eukaryota; Dinophyceae; Suessiales; Symbiodiniaceae
Source: the annotation of a GenBank genome assembly